This is a messenger RNA of Orbicella faveolata, 2121 nucleotides long. RefSeq names its product synaptotagmin-7-like. NCBI's taxonomy places the organism in Eukaryota, Metazoa, Cnidaria, Anthozoa, Scleractinia, Merulinidae. The record is from RefSeq and is a predicted model, not a curated record.
CUCUACCACUUUGCCAUACGAGCGUGCUAAUAUCCAACGAAAAUGUGACCUCGCACUUUCGACACCUAUCUUGGCCCAAAUCGUAAAAUCUUUCUGUUUCUUUUAACCAUGCAGAAGAAUGUAAAAGGUUUUUGGUUCUGUUUUGAUAAUCGGCCGAUGACAAACCGUCAAGUUUCCUAAAUGGUCAACCAAGUUGUUUUGGCGGUUGGUUUGGGGCUGGUCGCUGGAUUUGUCGUCGUAAUUAUCUACUUCAUGGUACAGUUUAUUCGCAACCGUUCUGUGAACAACGAGUAUAAAUAUAAAAAGCUGACUUCUGAUCCGGCUUAUGGGUCUCGAGCAGUUAUCAAACAGGACAUUCCACCGUUCUAUAUUCCACAGUCUGUUCCCGUACAACUCCAGCAACCGAUAAGGAGUGAGAGAUCGGGAAGUAUUUCAAAGGAUGACUAUCGAAAUGGACACUCACUUCUGUCGGCGACAGUUCACAGCGUCAAUGUAAAAGGCAAAGCGGAAGAUCGCGGGACGGGAAUUCAACUGAACGCUAUCAACACAGGUCCUCUCAGUCCGCCGCUCACUCCACGAUCCCUAAAACCUCCCCGUAAAAUUUCGCCGACGAAAAAGCAACUGCCCCAGAAAGAAAAUCUCUCACUCCCUCAGCAUAGAAAGGUCGCGGUUUACAAGAAAUUUCCCGACAGCAAUUUGGGAAAAUUGGAGUUUUCCCUUUACUACGAUCAAUCGUUUCGUUUGUUGCAGAUUUACGUUAUCCGCGGGAUAAAAAUCGCGAGUUCCGAGGACAAUGUCCCACCCGAUGUCUUAGUAAUUGCAUCGUUGAGUUUUAGUAAGAAUCAAAUUUGGGAGCAGAAAACUCGAAUGGUGAAGAAUUCAAAUGAUCCGCAAUUCAAUGAAAAAUUGGAAGCGCACGGGAUAACCUCAGCAAAACUUCAUGAAAGUACGUUACGCUUUCAGCUCUUCAAUGAUGGCGCCAAUACAAUAAUUGGGGAAGUUGAAUACUCACUAAAGGAACUUCCUGCGAACAAGUUAACAAGUCAAAUACUUCCUCUCGUUCCAGUGGAAAUAGAUGAAACUUACUGCAAUAUUGAGGAGGCAAUUCCAGUUUCACCCUCAGAACUUGGUGAACUGUCGAUAUCAUUGUGUCACAACCCAACGGAUCAAAAACUUACAGUCAAACUAAACUGCGCUAGAGCUUUACAACCAAUUACGAAGGAUGGGAGACUAAAUCCUUUUGUUAAACUCGAGGUUACCUUCUGUGGAAGAAAGCUGAGCAGUCGAACAACAAAGACCGCGCAUAACACUUUGACACCAAACUUCAGCGAAGUGUUUGUGUUCGACAUGCACUCGGACAAACUGCCGCAGGUCACGCUCAUGUUCAAAGUUAAGCAUCGAGGAAGAAUGCGUGACGUAUCGAUAGGCACGGUGCAUCUUGGGUAUUGCGUGAAUGUCGAGAGCGAGUACAAGCACUGGGAACAAGUAAUGGAAAAGCCACACCUUGAAAUAGAACAGUGGCAUCCAAUUCAGGAUUAUUUUGUCGAAUGAAUUGUUUUCUUUACGUUUCGUGCUUUAAAGUUGUAAAUAGUGAUGUUAGCGCAAAACCCGGCAAAUUUGCAAUCUGAUUGGCUUCGCAGGCACCUAGCACUGACUGACAGUCGGUAUUCGGAGCCGGAGCGCGGGGGUUUUUUAUGUAUCAUUGCCAAAAAGAAUGGUGUUCUAUGUUAAAUAUAUCAGCGAACUUGCUUCUUUCAAAACAAUUAGAACAAGUAGUCACAGGUUGCACAAUGAGAGAUUUGUAGAGGCCAGUGAGCUGCAUUGUGUAUCAUACUUUCCCGGGCCGGGGUUUAAAAGGUAAAGUUUUGUGUGGAAAUACCAUUUACCCUAGUUAGUUAUUUAAAGGUAAGAAUUUGGCGGCUUAUGCCUUCGCUGAGCAGUUUAUACAAAACAGUGGUUAGCGUUAUUUAUGAGCUACUGAAGAUAAAAUAUGAAGAAAGAUGUAGUGUUUUCUCGUUUUGUCAAGAACAAAUAGUCGACUUCGGCAAUACAUAUUUAAUAGUUAGUAAUUUCAGAGAAGAUUUACAGUGCUAUUUAGAAAUUAAAGAGCUGUAUAUAAGC